GAAGCAUGGCGGGGAAGGCAUUGGUAUUUCGAAAUUCUUGUCGGUUUUUUAGAUAUAGAAAGUUGUCAAGAAUUUUAGUAGCAAAACGACAUAUUAGUACCGAUGCAGAUUAUACGACGGACGAAAGGAGCACACAUUUUGGUUUUCAGCAUGUUUCUGAAAAGGAAAAAGAAGAAAAAGUUUACAAAGUCUUUGAAAAUGUUGCAAGUAAAUACGACCAGAUGAAUGAUGCAAUGAGUUUUGGAGUUCAUCGUUUGUGGAAAGAUCACUUCAUGCGACGGCUUUCCCCAGCAAGUGGUACAAAGCUUCUAGAUGUAGCAGGAGGCACAGGUGACAUAGCCUUCAGAUUCUUAGAAUUCCUAAAUAAUCAAGGGGAAUCAUUUACUAAGGACAUGUACCCAGAUAUUGAAGACUUGGCCUCUGCGGAGAAAUCAGUUGAAGAAAGUGACAGUAUGCCUGAGCAUUUUUUAAAAUCUUCUGUCACAGUUUGUGAUAUAAAUCAAGCUAUGCUAGAUGUUGGAAAAGAGAAAGCUCAAAAUAUGGGUUUUACCUCAGGUAUAUCCUGGAUAAAAGGCAAUGCUGAAGACCUCCCUCUUCCAGAUAACACAUUUGAUGCUUAUACAAUAGCCUUUGGUAUUAGGAAUUGCACGCAUGUAGAUAGGGUAUUGGAAGAAGCAUACAGAGUAAUAAAACCAGGAGGAAGAUUCAUGUGUUUAGAAUUCAGUGAAGUUAAGAAUUCUAUGCUCAGUUUUGCCUAUGACAACUACUCUUUCCAAGUGAUACCAGUGCUUGGUCAAAUCGUCGCAAAUGACUGGAAAUCAUACCAAUAUUUAGUGGAAAGUAUACGGCAGUUCCCAAAUCAGGAAGAGUUUGCUGCCAUGAUAAAGGAUGCUGGUUUCAGCAUGGUGACUUUUGAAAAUCUGACAUUUGGAGUUGCUGCUAUACAUUCAGGAUUUAAGCUUUAGCUUAGCUUAAGAAAUACAUAUGCCCAUAAAACAAAGGCUUUAAAUCUACAUGCAACCAGCAAUGAAGACAUAACAAUUGUUUACAUGAUCAAGACUUCAGACACCAGAGUUCUUCUUUUUAAUUUAUUUAUGUAGCAAGUAGUUUUAUAUAAUUUUUUGACAAUAAUCACCCAGUGCAUUAUGUAAUGUACUAAAUGACAUGGCUUCUAUGCUAUUUGUUAAUGUAUGAAUAAAUGGUUUUGUACAAAAUUGUUUUGAAACUGAAAGUGUGACCAAUAUUGUUCAUAUGCACUGACAUAUAAAGGUUAAGUUAUAAUAUGGGUAGAAAUAAUUUUAGGCAUAUUUACAUAAAAUGCAAGGUUUAGCUGUAACAUUUAUAAAUGCAACCUUUUUAAAUAAGCCAGGAGUGAUAUCUUUCAUCUAGCAGCUGAUAAUUUGUAUUUUUAACUUGAAUAUUGCUGUGAUUCUCUUGACGGUACAUUUUACUUCUUAUAUUCAAAUGAAAAAAACAAUGAGAGCCUAGGUAUCCUGGGUCAAUUUAUAUGUACAGAAACAUACAAGCAGAAACAAAGGAAAGACCAAAUGUAUGCUUGUUAGCUGAUUUAUGAUAUAUUUAUUUUGUAAAUAAUAUUAUACAGUGUAGGACUGAGGGAAGGUAAUUUAAAUUAGCAGAGGUAAUUAAAUGCACUUAGUGAAACUUUAGUUUAUUAUUACUUUUUCUUUGGUGCCCAAUGUAGAAUUUACUUAUUUAUUCAAAUUAUUGCUGAAAUGCAUUUUGCAGAUUAAUUUUUCUGUUAAAUUUUAAAAUUGAAAUAAUUCAGUCUACCAUCAAUGGCCAUCAUUUUGAAUGUAAUCUCAUUUUAACCCCUUUUAUCAUUAGUGAAGUUUGACUUAAAGACUGCUUCAUCGGUUUUUCUCAGUGUGUUUAGUCUUUAUGUGCAGGUUAUAUACAGUGCCGUUGUCCAAA
Molecule: messenger RNA, 1932 nt
Organism: Lingula anatina
Lineage: Eukaryota; Metazoa; Brachiopoda; Lingulata; Lingulida; Lingulidae
Product: 2-methoxy-6-polyprenyl-1,4-benzoquinol methylase, mitochondrial
Biological process (GO): ubiquinone biosynthetic process
Molecular function (GO): 2-methoxy-6-polyprenyl-1,4-benzoquinol methyltransferase activity
Source: RefSeq, a predicted model, not a curated record